Messenger RNA from Paramecium pentaurelia, 7874 nucleotides. NCBI's taxonomy places the organism in Eukaryota, Ciliophora, Oligohymenophorea, Peniculida, Parameciidae. The record is from the annotation of a GenBank genome assembly.
AUGAAUAAUCUUCGAUAUGGCUAAAUUGUAAGAAUUUAGGGGGAUUAUGGAAUGAUAGUCACAAAAGGGUAUAGUAUUAUGGUGAUAAUGUUAGAUACACUUAAACAAAUGUAUAUUAUAUGACUUUUACAAAUUUGGCCAAGAUAAGCAAUUUUCGGGAGUCAUUAUUUUAAGUGCUUCCUAAAGGGAGCUUUGAAAUUCAUGAUGAAUUCAUGAAAUCUCAUAAGAAGUAAACAUAUAUAUAAUAUUUAAUUAGAGCAAAUCAGGAUCUACUUGAUUAACGACUUAAGACAGAAUUGAACUAAUAUUUUUCUUUUGUGGAAACCAAAAUGGAUGAGGAAGUUUUGUUUGGUUAAGAGAUAGUAUUGAAACAUUAUGAUUCUGAAUACUUUUUGGUUGGAUCUUACAAAUGUUCAGAAUAGUCAAUGGAAGCAUUUUAGGUAAGUCUGAGUAGUAAGCCUUCAAGUUAAGCAUUAUUUAGAAUAGAAGCAUAUUAAACAUAUCAAAAGGAUGGUUAAUAAAUAUAUUUUGAUGAACCUUUCUUAUUAGUGAAUACCAAACAAUAAUUUUGUUUAGAUUUUAUUGAAAAACCAAUACAAUGGUUAGAUGAUGAAAGUUGUUUAGCAUAUAUCAAACGAUUAAAUGAUGUACAAAGACAUUAAGUGAUUAUUACUCAUAAUAGUAAGACAAGUUGGAAAAUGAAGUUAUUUAUGAGAAAUGAUUAACGUAUAGAAAAGAAAUCAAUAAGGAAUUAUGAAUUAAUUUAUUUAUAAUAUACAGAAGAUGGAACUUAUUUAAAUGGAGAAUAAUAGAUUGUUUCAUUACAAUAAGCAGGAUUACACAUUCCAUUAACAGCAAUUUGGGAAUUACAAGUCUUAUAACCAUCUAGUGAUUAUAAACGUAAUCAACCAUAGGUAAUUAAAGAAAAUUAAAGGGGAUCAGUUUUCUAAAAUAAUUUUGAUUUUUUGAAAGAUUUUUCAAGAGUUGCACCACGAUAGAAAAGUGUUGUUGAGUAUUAAUAAUAAGCUUAAUCUUAAGUUAAUAAGAAAACUCCAUAGUAAGAAUUUAUUCUUAGGAAUUACAUUUCAGGUAAAGUACUUACUUCUAGAGGUUAAUUACCUUAAUUGCAUGAAUAUAUAUAAGAAUCUAAUUAAGUUGUAGAAAUUUUAACUGCUAAAUAAGGUUAAUAGGAGAUUGUAGAGAAUUCCUAUAUAUAAUUAUCUGUAGAUAAGGAAUUAUUAUAAAAUGUUGAGAUUGAAGACUAAUGGAAUGAUAGUAUCAUAGAGAAUGAUGAAGUAGAGUCUACUGUAAUAAAGAAAUAAUUAACAUUUGAAGAGAAAGAACAUUAACAUGCUUUUUAAAUUAAAAAAGUUAAAGGGAAUAUAAAAAACAAUUUAAUGUUUGUAUUAUCAGCUUAAGAAGUACUUUUUUAAUUUGUUUUGAUUUUGAAUAAACAAGUUGAUAUUAUUUGGAAAUUACUACAUAUUUAAUAAUUAUCAUAAGUAGUUGAAGUUAUUUAACAAUUGAUUCAAUUCUUAUAAUUUGAAGUUGCCAAUCGUUAAUAAUGUAUUAAGGAAACUUAUAUAAUUGAUUUGGCUAUGAAAAUCUUAGUUCCAAUAUAUGAGAAGAAGUUGUAUGCUACUGAUGUAAAGAAUUUAUAGAAAAAGUUGAAAAAGAUAUUCAAAUUAACUUAUUCAUUGAUCAAAGAAUUAACUCAAAAUAAUAAAUAACUUAAGUAAGAUAUGGGAAAAUAUUUGAAAGACUUUUUAGAAUAAGCUAUGGAUGAUGAAGCAAGAGCUUAAGAUAGUUUAAAAGAAUUAUUAGAAGAUAAUUAUGAAUCUAUUUAAAAGUUUGUUACUGAUGAUCAUAUUCAAAAAGUAUUUGAAAAAAUGAAAUAAAAUCCUAAUGAAAAAUAUUUAUCAAUUCUUAGUAGUAUUUGUGUUUGUAAAGGAAGAGCUAUAUUAAAAAAUUAAAUAUUAAUAUUAAAAUUAGUAUUUCAAAGCAAUGAAUUAUUAAAUUUUAAAUUUAGAUUGAAUACUAAAAAUAAAGUUGAAAUACUUUGUAGAAUAAAUAAAUUAAAACCUAUGUGGCGAAGAAUUCGUUAAAUAUAUUAAGAAAGUCAAGAAUAAGAUGGAUUAUAAACAUGGAAUUAUCUUUAAGGAUAUUUCAAUCUUUUAGGAGAUGUCUGUUAUAAUAGAAAUAAAUUGGCAUAAGAUUUUGUAAAAGAAAAUAUUUCAAUAUCUAUUUUAUUAGCAUUAGUAGAAGAUAGUCAUUCUCAAUCUAUAAAUACAUUUGAAUCAUAUUUAAAAGUUAUACAUUUAGCAUUUGUAGACACACCUGGAUAUUAAACUUUAGUGAUUAGUAAAGUAAUAGAUUGGGAAGAGAAUGAAUAGAUUUCAAUAGAGAAAAGAAUGUCAAUGAGAAAAAUAAAUAGUUUUGGUGGUUUUAGUAAUUAAAUAGCAUUAUAAAAUGUUAGUGAUCUUAAUAAUAUUAUAAAAUAUGUCUAAUAAUUUAUUGCCAAAUUUACACAUUUUACUUAUGAUUAAAAGUAUAAUUAGACUCUUUAAAGAAUUUUAAUGAUAAUCAAAACAUUAUUAACAAUGAAUUUAGAAAUAGAUACAAUGUAAUUAUUAUAAGAUUUGUUGAGAAUAUGUUCAUGCUAAAAAGAUUUCUAAAAUUUAGAAUAAUAAAAGGGAGAAGAGAAUAUUAAAAAGGCAAAACAUAGAAUGACUAAAGUAUCAUCAGAAAAUAAACCAAUAAUGGAAUGCAAGAUGUUAGCUUCUAAUAUUAUCUUAAAUAUUCUUGAUUUAGAAAAUGAUAUUAGAAUUAAUUAGAUGGUAGCCUAUUUUCGUAGUAAAAGAGGAAGUGAUUCUACAAAUGAAUCAGUAAAUAAUUCACCACCUAAAAAAGGAUUAAUAAGUGGUAUGGUAGACUUUGUUUAAAGAUUUUCACAUAAACCACCUGAGGAAUAAUAAUAAUUAUUAGAUAAUAACAGUUCUGUUUUCAAAGAUUUUGCUAAAAGUUUAAGUGGUUCUAAAGAUAAAACUGAACAAGAAUCUUAUAAUAUUCCUUAAUGGAUUCAAGUAAUUAAAGAUUUAUUGGAUAAUAGAAAUUUAUUCAAAAACUUUAAUAAUAAUGUAAUGUUAGUAUUUGUGGAAAUUUCUUUAAUGUAGGAACCAAAGAUGGUUGAAACAGCCUUAUAAUUAUUUAAUAGGAUGCUUGGUUAAAGAAGAGAAUUAAUAAAGCAUUUCUCAUAAAUUGUAUUAUUAUCUAAAAAUUGUUAAAGGAAUGUCAAAGAAUUGAUUAGUAAAUGUAUUCAAAUAAGACAAAGAUUAGAAUAAUUAAGUGAUAAAAAUGUUUAUACAAUUACAAAGGAGAAUUAAAGUACUUCAAAUAUUUAAGUGGAUGAGAUUAUUGAAGAUUUAAAUAAAUUAUGUAUUUCAUUGAAAUUACAAAGAUUUACAAGUUAAGUUGUAUAAAUUUCAUUGGCUUUUAAUGAAUGUGAAGAAAAUGACAAAACAAAUUAAACAUUAUUUAAAGCAUUAGAUAUGCAUUAAACAUUAGUUACUUAUAUAUCUGGAGCAGAUGAAAUAAAUCCAUAUUUAUAAGGAUUAUUGAAUUCAUGUUAUAAAUUCUUGACUCUUUUUAUUUGGAAUCAUGCAACAAAUAAAAUUGAAAUAAAAUGGCCAUUAAAAUAAAUCUAUUAGCAUUUAUAAUACAAUUCUUGUUGCAUAGAUUUUGUAAGGGAAUUAUAUCAUAAUAAUAAAGAAUUAUUGUACAAUGAAAAUGAAGUAUCUGUGGCUAUUAGAUCUAUCAUUCAAUAAAUGAAUAAAGAAAAGCCAGAUAGUAUGUAUCGAGUAAAACUAUUUGAUUCAUUAAGAGUUUUCUUGUAUGAUCAUAAUAAGACAAUAAAAUUUAAUUAAUUAUAAAUCUUAGCUUUACUAUAACAAAAAUAGAAUAGGAAUUUAAUCUAUGUUCUCAAUGACUUAUAAACUGAAUUUUCAAUGGAUUCAAUAAGUAAACCAGAAACUCCAUUAUAAAAAUCAAAAGUUUGGGAUAGUGAAAGUUUUCAUGAAUUAAUUGAUGAUUAUAGUGCUAAUUAUGAAAAGAUGGAGGAAACUAAAUUAAUGCAUAUACAACCUCAAUUAUAAUACAUGAUUAUACAUUUUGAAAUUUUCAGUUUAUUAGUUGAAGAUCAGUAAAAAUAUAUUUAAUAUUUAGUAAUGUCAUAAAUCAAGAAAAAUGUCGUGUUAUGCAUCCUUACCAUUCCUUAUUAUUUUUAAUGAAAAAUUCCUAUAAAAGUAAUUGUUGGCCAUUAUAGCACUUCUUAAGAAGUUACAUGAAUCGUCUUUAUUAUAAUAGUCAAAUGGAAUUAAUAAGUUAAUUAUGUAUUUAAGAAGAUUUAGAAGUAAGAUUUAAAUUAAUUAAUUUUUAGAUUAUUAGACAUCAAUUAGAUCAAAUUCUAUUAUUAAAAGGAUGUAAUUAUAUAAAACAAGUUUAAAUUGUUGAUGGUGUUAGAUUUUAAUUCAUGUUUUCAUAUAUAUUUGCUUGUAUGUAAGAAAUAUUGUAUUCGAUUAAUCUUUUGUUUUUAAAUGAUAAUUUCUUAUCUGAAUUAGAAGCAUAAUUAAGCAAAGAUAUUGAUAAUCUUAUAAUCCAUUAAUUAUUAUUCAAGAUUGCAGGCCAUUUAGUUUAAAUAUAAAAAAUGUGGUUUAAAUCUAGUCAUAUAACUCAUUUAUGUCAAGUACUUAUAAACAUUAUGAAAAUAGUGUUUAGAAUAUUUGAUAUAAAUGUGUUGUUAAAAUUAGAAAAAAUAUUUAAUGGAAAUGUGAGUGAACCACUAACUCCUAUAAAAUAAGAUGAUAAUAAAGAGAAGGAUAAAGAGAAUCUUUAAACUGAUUAAAAUGAAUAGAAUGAAUAAGAUGGCAUAAUAAAUAGAUUAUUAAUUGUAACAGAAACAAAAUUAUCUUAAGAUGAAAAGAUAUAAUCAAAUCUUUAAUAAACAUUAAAGAGAAUAUUCCAUUUGAAAUCUAAAAAAAGAUUAUCAAUUAUAGAAGAACCUGAUAAUAAUGCAGAAUUAAAUAUAAGGUUAAUGAAGUUAAUUAAAUUAUUCAGUGAGAAUGAAGAAUUUUAAGGAUUUAUUGAAUAAGAAUUUAAUUCAUUAUGUAGUGAAUUCACAAAUAUUGAUGAAUUUUCUUUGACAGCCUAUUAAACAUAAUAUCCAGCAAUUACUUUGGAAGAAUUCUUAAAGAAUUUAAUAUAGAUGAAUAUUACACAUUAAUUAAAUGAUGAUUUAAGAAGCUACUUUUUAAAAAUAUUAACAAGAAUGAUAAGUGAAAAGAAUCCAAAUAUUAAUAGUUAAGAUGAAUAAGCAAAAUUAGCAAUAGAUGAAUGGGAACCUGAAUUUUGGAGUGAUUCUAGAUAAUAGAUAUAAGAAAUAUAAUGUUUUUUAGCUGGAUGUGGAGCAGCUUAAUUAAUUUAUGAAAUGUUUAAGGAAAAUUUUGAUGAUAGAUGGGAAUUAUUUAAUUAAUUAUUAAUAUUUUCAAAUGCAUUUUUAUUAGGAGGCAAUACUAAAUGUUAAGAUUCUUUACUUUAAUUAUUAAAAUAAGAUUCAUCAAAUUAAAUGAUGAGUAAUUUACAAUAAUCUAUUCUUAAAUUUAGUAAAUUUGUUAAUACUAAUUUUAAAAUAUAAAAAACUAAAUUUUAAAAAGAUAAAUAAAAUCCAUUUCUAUCAAUUGUUUAUGUGGAUAAUUUAACAUAAUUUAGUGAAAAGACUGAAACUUUAAAAAGAACUUUACCAUCUGCUAUUGAAAGUUAAAAUACAAUAAAGAAUAGAUAAUUAUCUAUUAAAGUUAUGUGGAGAGCAUUUAGAAUGUUGUAAUUGAUGUGUGAAAAUAAUAAUGUUCAAAUGAAAAAUUAUUUAAGAGAAUAAACAGAUAAAGAAGAUUCAGUCCAUAUUAAUAGUAUUAAUUUUAUAGAGUUUGCUACUAAGGAAUUAAGAAUAUUAUUGAAGAUACUUAAUAAGAAUGUAGUAUCAAUAACUUAAUAAAUAGUUGAUUUUAUAAAUGAAGUUAUACAAUUGCCAUGCUUUUUAAAUUAAGUUACAUUAUGUAAAUCAACAUAUAUGGAAGAUGUAUGUUUUACAUUUGAAACAUUUUAAAAAGAAGAAAGUUAAUUAAUUUAAAGGGAACUUCAUACUCCAGAUGAAUAAGAUGAGUUAUUUGAAUUAUAAGCAAAGAUUAUAUAAUCAAUUAUGUUGGUUUUAGAAGGAAAUAAUUAAAAAAAUUAUGAGGAAUUAUAAUAGAAAUUAGAUUCUAGAUUUUUGGUUAAUUUCAUAAAAUUAAUAGUAUAGAAAGUAGGUAUAGAGAAGAUUUUUGAUUUUAAAAAAGAAGCUAGAUUCUCUGAUGAGAUAUAAUAAAUGUUAAAUGUAUUCAUAAUCAAAGAGAAAAUAGAAUAUGUUAGUAAGGAUUAAAAGUGGGUGAAACAUUUUAAGUAGGAAUUUGAGAGUAAUGCAACUUUAAAAGAUAUUUAAACUAUGUGUUUGAAUAAUUUAAGAAAAAUUGAAAUUUUUUAUGAGAAUGAAUAUUAAAUGGUAUUUUUUCCUGCUCAUCCAGUAUUUUAAUUUUUAAGUGAUGAAACUAGAGAUAAAAUAAUGUUUAAAAUACCAAGGGAUACAUAAAGAAAGAAAUUAAUAUCUUUACUUGAAGAAAUGGAUAUGAUAUUUAGAGAAAUCAGUUAUAAUUUUAGUUUAUAAAAUUGGAUAUUACCAAUAACUCAUAAAACAAUUCAAUUAUUAAUAAAUAUUUCAUAAUUAUUAUCAUUAAUCAUUAAUAUUUUUAUGAUAUUUGCAUAUGCAGUAAUGAUAAAAGAUAAGCAAUCAACAUUAGUAACAGAUGAUUAUGAAGAAGCAACAUUGUUUAUUUUAUCCUUAUUGUAAUUUAGCUUUAGUUUAUGUGCAUGUACAUUUUACAUAAUAAGUAGAGCAUCAUUGGAAUUCAAGAAACUUAAAUAAGAGUAAUUCUCUUUGACUUAAAUUCACUCUUAUAUAAUUUAAAAGAUAUCCAAUUUCAUAAUUGUUUUUAAAGGAGAAGAUUUCCUAUCUCAUAUAUCAUUUACUGCAAUUGCAUUUUUAGGGUUAAUUUCAAAUACUUAUUACUUUUCAUUACAUUUGUUCUAUUUAUUUGGAUAAUUAUCUUUGUUAUAGAGUGUUUUUUAAGCAAUAUCUCAUAAUGCAAAAUAACUAUCUUUGGUAGCAUUGCUUGGAGUAUUGUUUUAAUUUGUAUUUAGUAUAGUUGGAUUCAAUAAUUAUGUGGAUGACAUAUAUCCUGAAUAAGUAGAGGAUCCUUGUCAUAGUUUGAUAAGUUGUAUGAUAACUUUGAUGACAUCUGGUGUUAUAGGUAGUUCAAUGUCAUAAUGGGAUCCUUUAAAAUUCAUCUAUGAUACAGUUUACUUUGUGUUCUUUGCACUAUUAUUUACAAAUAUUAUUUCAGGUAUUAUGACAGAUACUUUUGCAUAAUUGAGAGAUUAAAGAACUUAAAUAGAGGAUGAUAAAAAAAAUAAAUGUUUUAUUUGUGGAAUUGAUAGACAAACACUUGAAAAACAACAAGAAGAUUUUGAAGAACAUAUAAAGAGUAAGCAUUUUUUGUGGAAUUAUGUUUUUUACAUCUAUUGUUUAUAGAAUAAAGAUUCAACAGAAUAUACUGGAUUAGAAUAUUGGAUAAUGGAUAAAGUUUAAUCUGAAAGUGUGAGUUGGUUUCCUAUUAGAUCUGAGGAUGAAGAUGAUCGUACUAAAUAGAUUGAAUUAUUACAAUAAAAGAUAGAAGAUCUAGCUUAGUAAUUAAAGACUUAAAUAUUAUAAUAAUAGAUUGAAGAAUGAA